Candoia aspera is the source of this 4674-nucleotide messenger RNA. It is a transcript of the gene LMAN2L, whose product is annotated as lectin, mannose binding 2 like. Gene Ontology annotation, molecular function: D-mannose binding. Bases 572 to 1498 code for a protein of 308 amino acids. The transcript is spliced from 9 exons. The record is from RefSeq and is a predicted model, not a curated record. NCBI's taxonomy places the organism in Eukaryota, Metazoa, Chordata, Lepidosauria, Squamata, Candoiidae. Gene Ontology annotation, cellular component: COPII-coated ER to Golgi transport vesicle; endoplasmic reticulum-Golgi intermediate compartment; endoplasmic reticulum membrane. Gene Ontology annotation, biological process: endoplasmic reticulum to Golgi vesicle-mediated transport.
GGCGAGCCGGCGGCGGGGAUGCCGGGCUCAGGCGGCGGUUGCUGCCGCUGCUGUUGCUGCUGCUUUGGGGAGCCGGGGCGGAGCAGAUGGAGGAGCACCUGAAGCGGGAGCACUCGCUCACCAUGCCUUACCAGGGUGCCGCCUCCCCUUCCCUCCUUCGCGGCUGUAUCGGGUUGGCUUGCUAGGUGGAAACUCGUCCGGCGAAGCCUCUCCCAGGGACAUGGUUCUUUUAGGCUCGGAGAGGCUCCACCUGUUGCAUGCCUGCCUGCUAGGGCACCGGGCGUCCCCCGGAGUUACUUUCCUAGAUAGGGAGGGAGGCUGUCGGGGUUUGCAAUGCUGCCUCGGUUGAGCCGCUGCCCGCUUUGCAGAAUUCAGCGUGCAAAGAAGCGGCGGAGUACAGUGGCAGGGAUAUGGGUGGCGGGGGGUGGGUGUUGGCACAGAAAUUAUCCAGGACUGGGACCAAGGUGGCAAUUGCGGGCUGCAAGGAGAAAAUGCCAUAGGUGAACAUUUCCUUGCCAACGCGCCUAGCAUAACGGGAAAGCGGUUGCAUUUCCACCUGUGGGGAGGUGAAAUGAAUGCAAGGUGGGAGUCUGGCGUUCGUCCAGGUGUGGGAUCGGCGAGUUCCUCCUUGUGGGAACUUAUGGGCAAUGCUAUGGUGAUGACCCAGUUUGUCCGCCUCACUCCAGAUAUCCAAAGCAAGCAGGGUGCUGUCUGGAAUAGAGUGCCUUGUUACUUGAGGGACUGGGAGAUGCAAGUGCAUUUCAAAGUCCACGGGCAAGGGAAAAAAAACCUCAACGGAGAUGGCUUUGCCGUCUGGUACACAAAGGAUCGAAUGCAGCCAGGGCCGGUCUUUGGCAGCAAGGAUAACUUCAUAGGGCUGGGCGUGUUUGUAGACACCUACCCAAACGAGGAGAAGCAGCAGGAGGCACAGAAGAAGAGGUAUUCUUCAGGAAACCAGCGCGUGUUCCCUUACGUCUCGGCCAUGAUCAGCAACGGGUCCCUUGCCUAUGACCAUGACAGGGACGGGAGGCCGACGGAACUCGGGGGCUGCACGGCCAUGGUGCGCAACCUGGACCAUGACACUUUCCUGGUGAUCCGCUACGUGAAGAGGAGGCUUACCGUCUUGCUUGAUAUUGAUGGAAAGCAUGAAUGGAGAGAUUGCAUCGACAUUCCCGGAGUCCAUUUACCUCGCGGAUACUUCUUCGGAAUCUCUUCUGUCACGGGAGACUUGUCAGACAAUCACGACAUAAUUUCUCUGAAGCUGUACCAGCUGACGGUCGAACGGACUCGGGAGGAAGAGAAACGUGACAAAGAGGUCUUCCUUCCCGUGGUGGAGAACAUGAAGCUCCCUGGGAUGGAGACGCCGAUGGAACCCAUGAGCGGCCUUGCUCUUUUCUUGAUCGUCUUCUUUUCGCUGGUGGCCAUCGUCUUCGCCAUCGUCAUCGGCAUUAUCGUUUACAACAAAUGGCAAGAACAGAGCCGGAAACAUUUCUACUGACCCACAGGCCUCGUCUUUGAACCUUCGUGCCCUCCUCCUCUCUGGACAGCCAUCAGAUUUUAUCAGCAACGGGCCGUCAUGGAAACAGGCAGCUCAUCUUGGGAAGCCCUGUCCAGUGGGCCUCUGGCUGUCUGGCUCCUCAACUUAACACUGGGCCAAUGUAGGACUGGCGGGCUUCUUGUGGUGGUGAGACACCAUUAUCUCUGCUCUUUCCUUUGCCUUCUUUGAACUGAGUUCUUAGCACUGGCUUCCGGUGGGUUGUGACAGGCUUUGUCAGCAGCUCCCUGCAUAUGUAGCACACAAUGGACUCUCAUGUCACUGUUGACUCAUUUGGGGGACAUUUAAUCAGUGAUUCGGAGCUGCCACCCUCUGCUCCCCUGGUGGAGUUUGUUGGAAGAUGGGGCUGUGGGGUGGGGAAUCUCAAGACAGCAGCCCCUGGUGCAGUGAAAAGGAAACCAGGAUAUGGUAAUCAGCACUAAUGAACUGAAAGUUCCUUUGGGAUUCCUUGAGUAGCAGAUCUUUGCCUGGAUGGCAAAGGCAGAACCCUUGUAGCCUGAAGAAAACCAAGGCCAUUAUCUUGUUCAUCCUGCAACACAACUCUUUUCUUCUGUUCAGGGCAAGCCUCAUGAUGAAACCACUAUCCUGCUGAAUAAACCAAUGUGAAUCUCUUUGCUCCUUCAGCACAGCAGCUCCCUCCUCUUCCUCCUCCUCUCUGCCCAUUUUCCCCUCCCAUCUGCCCUCUUGACCUUUUUGGCUGCCCAGCGGUCCUUGCUGCUGUAUGUUCUUUCCCUGGGUGAAACAAGUUGGCCCUCACGAAGAGAUGGAAGUGUGGUUUCUGCUUUCAAAGUGGACCUCAAACCCGGGCCUCUAGCUUUGGAAGUUGGGGAUAAAUACUUGAGGCUGGGAGACCAGGCUUUACUUUUGGCUGCAUCAGCAAAACCUGAAAAGAAACGCUUGUUGGACCACAGGGCUGCAUUUCCCAGGGUCAAAGUGGUUCUUGAAUGUUUGGGUCAACCUUUGGAAAACUGGGAAGCUUGUUGGCAGCUCGUGGGAUUCAGAGCAGGGACUGUUGUUACAGUACUCCAAAAAAUGGCUUUGUCCACCGCGACUGAUCAUCCCUGCAUCGUCCGAGAAUGAGCGGCUUGCAGGGAGUAACAGUGGAACCAGUGAGAGAUGCCUUGGGCACUGAGCAUAAUCUCUAAAAUCCCCCCCGCCCCCCCAUGGCUUGCCUGGCCUCAGCAGUGUGGGGCUGGCAGAUCUCAAGGGUUUCUCAUGGGGGAAAUUUAGCCUACAAACAGAUGUGGCCCAACUUGAGAUUUCCCUGAUAAUAAACACAACUCUUUUCUUCUGUUCAGGGCAAGCCUCAUGGUGAAACCACGAUCCUGCUGAAUAAACCAAUGUGAAUCACUUUGCUCCUUCAGCCCAGCAGCUCCCUCCUCUUCCUCCUCCUCUCUGCCCGUCUUCCCCUCCCAUCUGCCCUCUUGACCUUUUUGGCUGCCCAGCGGUCCUUGCUCCUGUAUGUUCUUUCCCUGGGUGAAACAAGUUUCCCUGGGUGAAACAAGAGUAGUUUAAAACAAGUAGUUUUAAACUACACUUCUAAGAAAACAAAAUGCUGCUGACUGACUUUGCUAUUGUUAGAUUUUCUAAAGCCAGCUUUUCCCUGUUACUCAGAGGAUGACCUCACUUCAUCUCCUUGGCUGCCUGAUCCACCCAUUCCCCUGUAGUUAAUUUCACUCCUGCCUCUCCACGGGCAAAAUUCCUUCUCCUACAGAUCAGAUCCUUCUUUUCUUCCCUCCCUCCUUCCGUCCCUCCUUCCUCUUUCUAUCUGUCCCUCCCCUCCCCUCCCUCCCUUCCUUCCCCAAGAUUUGCUGGUUGGAGGAAAUGAAAAUGUUAUUCCCCACUGGAGCUUUUUAGCCCAGCAAUUCUGAAUAUCCAUCCCAGUCUUUCAGGAGAGGAGCUGACUGACCUACCUCCGCUGACAAAGUCCUCUUUGGUGGAUGAUCUCAUGUGGGAAAUUCAUGGCUUCUGGGAAUUUCGUGGUGAUACUGUGUAGAGAAACCAACAGUUGCCUUCUAGAGUGAGAAAGUUUGGUUACUUCUCAGAUCACAAAAUUUGUUCUUGGGGUCGGUUUUCCAUUGGUUUCUUUUUUUCCCACUCUUUAUCCGUCAGUUGUAUGUCUCUGAGCUGUGCUAAGUAGUCUGAUCCAGCUUCUGUGUUGAAAAUGCGGUUUUGGGGGAAGGGCUGAUACAUUUCCUCACAUUCCAUCAUGGUCUCCUCCAGUCUCACCUGCUCAUGAUUUUUUUUUUCUUCUACUUUUCAAGGCUUGGCGGCAUUUUGUAAAGGAAGGUUUUGCUGUCUUCCUUACUUGAGGUACCCCAAGAAACCAGAGAAUACACUUAGCAGGAUCAUACUAUAAGGCUUUAUGUAGCCAGUUAUGUGCUAGGGCUAGUGAGAGCAAAGCCAAUUCAGAGUGAGGGCUCUGCUUUUCGGCCUAGUCGUAUGGAUAGUGCCAACCGGUGAGAACACAGACUGUACUCUUCCAAUUUGUCUUCUCCAGGUUGUCCUCCAAAUAGGUUGAAGCAUCCAGAGUUUGGAAAUCAAAUUCCUGGACAUCAGGUUUGGGGAUGAUUGGCUUUGGCAAUGCAGGUUCAUGGGCAAAAAUUGCUAAAAGGGCAGAAUUGGCUUUUAGGGGUGAAAAAUAUUCACCCCCAAAGACAUCCCCCUGUGAACAAAGGUGUGUAGAAGUUUUCAGUUCUUCAGAACUCUUCAUUAACCACGAUGGUAAGCUAAAUCGAAGGAUUGGGGAAAGGGAGAAACACACCCACGACUGAGGCAUCUCUACUUUUAGCUUGAGUUAAUUCCUCAAGCGCAUGCUUUUCUUCUCUAUUCUCGGGGAUAUGUUUUGGACACUCGUGUGCUGCUCUCAAAUCACAAGCUGCUGUUUUUAAAGAGGUUUUUUAAUCUACUGUCAUAAAUAUAUAAAUAUUGUGCCCAGCUACUUCUGUAAAAGGUCAGCUAAGGAGGUCAGCAGCUGCGGAUAAACUCCUUCUACUGCCAAUGGAGCUGUCCAUGGGAUUAUUGUAUUUAUACGUAUAUAUUGACUUUAGUUUUUUAAUUAUUAUUUUACAUUACAUUAUACACAACAGCUACUACGUUAAACAGUCUUGUAUCUUAAA